Messenger RNA from Neopsephotus bourkii (Bourke's parrot), 759 nucleotides. RefSeq names its product putative per-hexamer repeat protein 5. The record is from RefSeq and is a predicted model, not a curated record. The transcript has a single exon. The coding region runs from base 1 to 759 and encodes 252 amino acids. Lineage: Eukaryota; Metazoa; Chordata; Aves; Psittaciformes; Psittacidae.
AUGGCCGCCGCCGCCCGGCAUCGCCCGCGCUCCUCACCGCGACCUCCGGCCGCCGCAGCGGGACCCGCAUCCGCACCGGGAGCAGCGGCGGCGGCGGCGGCGGCGGGCGCGGGGCCGGGCGGCGGCAGCGAUCGCCAGCGCCAAGCAGCCACGGGCACCGGCGGAGGCGCGCACGGCAGCGCGGGCACCCGCGCCGGGGACACGCAUCGGGACCGGGCACCGGGAACACGCAUCUGGGACCGGGCACCCGCAUCGGGACCGGGCACCAGCACCGGGGUCACGCAGCGGGAACGGGAGCACGCACCCGGGACAAGCACCGGGGCUGCGGUCCCGCACCGGGGACCUGGACCAGGAUUGGGCACCCACAGCGGGGACACGCACCCGGACCGGGGACAUGCGGUGGGUCUGGGCACCCACACCGUGGCUGCACCCACACCAAGGGACACGCACCGGUGCCCCGCAUUGGGGACCCGUACCGGGGACAGCACCAGCACCCAUCCUGGCACCCGGAGCACCAGCCACAAGUGCACCCACACCCAGCACAAGGCCAGAACCACACCAGGGACACCACUGACACCGGGCACUCAGCACCCAACACCCAGCACCCAGCACUCAACACCCAGCACCCAACACCCAGCACCAGCACCCAACACACAACACCUAGCACCAGCACCCAGUAUCCAACACCCAGCACCCAACACCCAGUACCGGCACCCAGCACACAACAUCCAGCACCAGCACCCAACACACAACACCUAG